Molecule: messenger RNA, 2687 nt
Organism: Heterotrigona itama
Lineage: Eukaryota; Metazoa; Arthropoda; Insecta; Hymenoptera; Apidae
Source: the annotation of a GenBank genome assembly
AUGAAAUUCACUACUAAUUCUAUAAAAUCUUGCGCUGCCCGUAUUGGUUUAUUAACAGAAUUUGAAAGAAUUCCUAAUAGCACUUUUGAAACUCCUCUUGUUCUUGUUUAUACAAAGGGAGGCUGUGUACCACAUUUAACUAAAGAUGUUUUUAAAAUGGUUACUUUGAGUCCACAAAUGUUAUCUGUUUCACUUUCUUCUACAUAUUUAAUGCAUGAAACAAUGAAGGACUGUAAUAUUAAUUUUGCAAAUUUUGUGGGUAUGAAGGAAUAUAUUAAUUUUCUUACAAUACAUGACCCAGCCUCUACUACACCUUCAGGUUUUCGAGAAUCUAAAAUCAUUCCGUUAUGGACAAGAUGUGGAAAAUAUACAAUAACAGUUGAUAAAUAUAUGGAAGUUAUUGAAACAUUUAAACCAGACAUGUAUGUUGCUUUGUGUGACGGAGAUACUAAUAUUGACAGUAGUAAAAAAAGAUUAUCAAAAUCUGUAGAAAAUAGUAUGACAUUCUUUGAACAAUGUUUUAUUAAACAUUCCUCGUCUGAAACAUUGAAGUCUUCUGAAAUAUUAGGUGCAAUUGAAGGUGGUUAUGAUAAAGAUGCUAGAACAAUGUCGAUAAAUUAUUUGAAAACUAAACCGUUGAUAGGAUAUGUGAUUGAUGGAUUGCAUAAUAAUGGGCCACAUGUAAAGGAUAUACCAUCAAAACAAAUUAAAGAAAUAGUAGAACAUACAAUUAAUCUUUUACCUACUGAAAAACUUAAAGUAUCAAUGGGAUGUUGGAAUCCUCUUACAGUAUUAGAUCUCGUUGAAUUAGGUGUAGAUAUAUUUGAUACAUCGUAUCCUUACAUAAUUACUGAAAAUUUAAAAGCUUUAACUUUUUUAUGUGAUCGUGAUGAUUGUAAAAAUGUAGGACAUGUAAUAUCAUUUACAGAAGGAAGAUAUGCGGAUGACUUUUCUCCAAUAUGUUCUCAUUGUGAGUGUCUUACAUGUAAAAAUCAUACCAAAGCAUAUAUACAUCAUCUAUGUAAUGUAAAAGAAUUGCUUGGCAAAGUUCUUUUAAUGAUACACAAUGUAUAUCAAUAUCUUGAAUUUUUUAAAAUUAUUCGAGAGAAUAUAAAACGUGAUACUCUUGAUGAUUAUAAAAAGAAAAUUAAUUUAAAAUUUAAGCAAAAUAUCGUUCAGGCAGAAGAAAUUACAUAUACGAAAGACAUUGAGUCUACAAAUUUUAUAUUGGGGUGGUUUUAUAGGAAGCAGUCUAUGUAGUGUAUCAUGUAAUGGUUUUUCAACCUCUAAUUGUGCUACAGCACAAUCAGCACAUAAAUCAAUUCCAUCUUGGCAUUCUGUGCAAUGCCAUCUUGUACCUAUUAAAGGAUCUUCUCCACAAAUUGAACACUAUAAAUAUAAAUUAUUAAACUCUGAGCUCUUUUUAUAUUCUAAGAUCGCUAUACAUACCUUAUAUCCAAUAUGUUUAUUGGGAGACAAAUUUUGUUCUUUCUCAAUUUUUACUUGUUUUAGUAAUUCUAUCUGUCUCAGUUCAGGAUUAUCAUCAAUAAUACUAUUUCCAGCAUCAUCUUCCUAUAAGUAUAAAUAAUAAAGUAAAUAAAAUAAAUUAGAUUUGUAUCAAACUAUAAAAUUAUAACACACAGAUUCUUCUGUAAUUGUCUGUUCUUUGCUUUCAUCAGGUAUUGUGAAGGACAUAUUUUGAUGAGGAAAAAAUGUAGAUCGUCUCAAUAAUGAAGAAUUAUUGCGUUGAUGUCUAUGACCAUUUCCUUUUUUAAUAUCUAAUUUCAUUUUGGGACCUCGACCAGGUAUAGGUAAUCCAGCUCUUAAGAGUUUAAUAAAAUAUUUUUGGACUCUGCUGGAUACUUGUUUUGGAGUCCUAUUACCUAUUUAAAAAACUAAGUUUAAUAUAUGCAAAUGACAAAAGUAAUAUUGUUAAUAAUAUACCUAAAGCAUUAGCUAUUUUAGUCCAUCUUCUCAUUUCAACAUCUUCUGGUGGAUACUCAAUUAAAAGUUCCUCUAGUCUUCUUUGUUCUUCUACUGUCCAUAACUGAUUGAAAGUCUCUGGCUUACUUUCAUCAAAAGCACGUCCUCUUACUAAAAUCUAAUUAUAUUCUAGUUAAUAUAUGUACAUAUAUAUGAAAUAUACAAUAUAACAUACUUUUCCAUCCUCCUCCUGAUCUGAUUUCAUUUGUAUGUGUGACAAAAUGUGUCCAUGUCUUGUUUGUGGCCUCAUUCUUAUAUCAGGUGGAGCUAUGUUAUAUUGUGUCCAGUCGAUGUAAGGGAUUUCAGCAAUUUUUUGUGGCCCUGGUAAUUCUGGUAGCUCACCAUUUUGUAUUUGAGCUACGAAAGAUAUCGGAUCCUUUAGCGCUUUAGAACGAAUUGAUAAAAGUUUGUCUAGAUCUUCUAUAGCUUGAGCACGUUGUGCUUCAAGAAUGACGAUUGUUUUUAAGGCAGUAUUAUAAUCUUUAUUUCCUUUUAAUGCUAAAUGAUCAGAUUCAAAAUAAAAUUCACUAGGCUCUUCGUGACAUCUUUUUUCCUCAUCUUCCAUUGCUAAUUAACGUUUAGCUGCUAGACAGGUUAUGUGUACAUUCACUAUGACGUAUUAACCUUAAUUAUCUAUCAACUUAAAGAGGCACUUGAAACAGAAUGUCAAAUAUAAUGUACAUUUAUUUAUUCUAGUUAUCUAA